Rosa chinensis is the source of this 921-nucleotide messenger RNA. RefSeq lists its product as uncharacterized. The record is from RefSeq and is a predicted model, not a curated record. The transcript is spliced from 2 exons. The coding region runs from base 1 to 891 and encodes 296 amino acids. Lineage: Eukaryota; Viridiplantae; Streptophyta; Magnoliopsida; Rosales; Rosaceae.
AUGGGUCGUGCUUCGCGCUCCGAGAGUUCUAGGGCCAGGGAGGCCGCCGCUGCUCAGAAUAGGCGUGAGGAGCGGUUGGCAAGUAACAGCGCUGCCAGUGGCUCUGCUGACGGGGGAGAUGCGACAGGGGAGGAUACCGAAUCGGCAUGGGUUCUUCCGGAUGGGAUUCCUGUUGACGAGGCGGGAGGGCGGAUGACCGUUGCCAAUGUCAACAGGAUAAAGCGGAUGUUUCGGUUGCCUGGCGUGGUUAAACUGCGUCCACCGACGGUGGAUGAAAAGGCUUCAAUUCUUCGCCCGGGGUUUGCCGCUGUGCAUGAGGCAAUAUUCCGCCAGGGAGUGACACUACCGCUCGUGCCCAGUCUUCAGAUCUUGGUGUGCGAGUUCGGCCUAGCCUUUGGGCAAGUCUGCCCCAACAUGUGGCGAUUGAUGUUGGCGAUGACUUCGCUGUGGCGGUUGUCCGGCUGUGAGGGACCAACCGUGGCGGAGGUGCUGCAUUUCUAUGAGCUGACGUAUGUGAAGCGUCAGGGCUGCGAAGGUCAAGUGAACCUAAGUCGCCGCCAGGGAGCCCCCAAGUUGAUAGAGAACCUGAGGGAUUCUAUGUCGUAUUGGCGGGACACCUUUUGCGUUGCCACGACGGGGUGGGAAUAUCAGGCGGAAUCCAAUGACGGGGAACCGGCGUUUAGGAUUAAGUCAGAGUUCCAACCUAUCCGAGUGGGCUUGCGCUACAACCUGACUCGUGAAGAAGAGUGUCGUGUGGCGUGCAUCCAAGGUUGCUGGCGGAAUCGCAAUUUGUUGGACUUUCGCCUACUUACCGGUUGGGAGCUGUUGGUCGAUCAACGAUUGACUCGCGCCGUUGGUAAGAAAUCUCCGCUACCUUGUACACUUAGUUAAUUUGGCCCUGCGGUUGACUGAGUUGCUUUC